Molecule: messenger RNA, 4451 nt
Organism: Xyrauchen texanus (razorback sucker)
Lineage: Eukaryota; Metazoa; Chordata; Actinopteri; Cypriniformes; Catostomidae
Product: putative helicase mov-10-B.1
Exons: 23
Coding region: 24-4052 (1342 amino acids)
Molecular function (GO): 5'-3' RNA helicase activity; RNA binding
Source: RefSeq, a predicted model, not a curated record
ACACUUCACUUAAUGAUAGAACAAUGUCCUCUAUCAGAGCAUCAUACGAAGUAGGAGUUAGCUUCCUUGAGUUUUUGGGGGAGAGGAUAUCGAAAACGGACAAAAACGAGCUUCGGGAGAUUUACAACUUAGAGUUUAAAAGGGAUGGAAGCAAAGAACCUUCAUUUUCCAGUGUGAUCAAUGCUUUAAAAGUCUUUAACAUAGCCAGCAUAACGCCUGGGAAAGUUAUGUUUCAUGGCAAACCAAAGGUGCGAAUAUACUACACACAACAGAACACCAGCACAGCGUCCCCAGACUCUUCACCAGCCCCAGCAUCCUCUUCUUCUUGUCCUCCGACCACUAACCCCAUCCUUACCCCAAAGAGAAAACUCGCUUCAGAAAUCCUCAGCAAACUCAGAGUGAAACGAGCUGAACUCAUCAAAGACAAAGGAGGUGUUGAAAUAACCUCUGACCCUAAGGGCACCAAAGGGAAGGUUACGUUCAGUAUCGAGGAGCUUGGGAAGCUGUUUGUGGUGAAGUUUUAUAUCGUAAAUAAGGGCCAGAGAUGCAUCAACUUCAGCUACUACACAGCUCUGCACGGGAUGCGCUGCUUCACUCUAGUGGAUGAGAAGAGAGUAAAGCGUGUUUGCCCUCUUCUCCUGUGUCCAGGUGAGCGUUAUGUUGUUGAGGUGCAUUACAAAGUCCAUCAUCAUGGACACUUUCCAGCCACCAUGUACUUUGAGUUCUGCCCGGUGUCGGAGCCCCCAGAAACGGCUAAACCAUUCUGCAUCGUCCAAGAACUGGAGGCUGUCGUUCAGACCCAACUAGCUGCACAGCUUGGACCAGUGAGCCAAUACAACCCCAAACAGAACAGACGACUCCGACCUAAGAACAGGAAUGUUGAAGAAGGUGUACCACCUGAGAGUUUUUUCACACACGCUCUGAAGUCUGUGGUAAAGCUGAAGGAGUUCAAGUACCCAGCAUACUUGAAGGAGUUGGCCAGACAAAAAUUGGAGGACUCUGAAGGCCUAUCCCCCUCAGUAAGACAGCAACUUCCCAGAUUGAGGCGAGUAUUGGAGGCUCAGCUGUGUAUGAAGAACUACACAGAGCGCUUCCACAUCCUCCUACACCUGGAGGAGAUUCAGAUGGAGGUGGACAUCAAGAAGUAUGACCUCCAUGGCCAGAUCAUGACCCGUGACAAAUCCAACAAAAAGCUACUCAUUCUCAAAGUACCUGGUGUUGCAGAGAACAGACCGUCUGUAUUGAGAGGAGAUCUUCUGAGUGUCUGUGUGUCUGCGGACAAGGACCACCCUAUCACUGUCUACAAAGGCUACGUCCAUCGAGUUGAGCUUGAGAGAGUUAAACUCGGCUUCGCCACUAAUCUUCUCCAGAGGUUUCUCAGUAACAUGAAGUUUGAUGUGGAGUUCAACAUCAAUCGCUUACCCAUAAAGCUUCAGCUCAGAGCGGUGGAGCUUGCCGUCCAGCACAAACUGGGAGAUGUGCUGUUUCCCUCUGAUAAUGGCAAAAGAAACUAUACAUUACCACACCUAAGCAUGUUUAAUAAGGAUUUAGAGAAGAACCCUGAGCAGAAGGCUGCAGUUCAGCACAUUGUGUCGGGCACAUCCAAACCAGCACCAUACCUAAUCUUUGGACCUCCUGGGACAGGCAAAACUGUCACACUGGUGGAAGCCAUAAAGCAGGUGAAUAAGUCUGUUGCCAAUGCCCACAUCCUGGCCUGUGCUCCCUCGAACAGUGCUUGUGAUCUGUUGUGUGAGAGGUUAUUAGGAUACGUGGAUGCCCAUCGCCUGUAUCGUCUCUAUGCUCCCAGUAGAGACCCUCUUACUGUACCACAGAAACUGCUGGAACACAGUAACUGGAAUGAGGCUCAGGACAGCUUUCUCCUCCUGUCCAGAGAAGCAAUGAUGAAAUACACAGUCAUCGUGGUUACCUUGAUCACUGCUGGAAGGCUUGUGUCAGCAGGCUUCGCUAAGGGUCACUUCACACACAUCUUUAUAGAUGAGGCUGGACAAGCUGUGGAGCCUGAGUGUAUCAUCGGGAUUGCAGGGUUGCUCAACCCUGUGAAGGGCCAGCUGGUUCUGGCCGGAGACCCACAGCAGCUGGGCCCCGUCCUGAGAUCUCCAUUAGCACAGCAACAUGGACUGGGAUAUUCACUCCUAGAGAGGCUUAUGAAACAGAACGCUCUCUAUCAGAAGAUCCAGGAUGGUCACCUUAAAUAUGACCGUCGCUUCGUCACCAAGCUUCUACGCAACUACAGGUCUCACCCCUCCAUUCUUAAGAUCCCCAAUGAGCUUUUCUAUGAGAAUGAGCUGCAAGUGUUUGCUAAUCAGAUGGAACGUGAGGCAUUCUGUUGCUGGGAGCAUCUUCCUAAGAAGGGAUUUCCUGUUUUAUUUCAUGGAGUGAUGGGGAAGGAUGAAAGAGAGGCCAACAGUCCAUCAUUCUUCAACGUGACUGAGAUUGAGGUCAUCGUCAGCUACUUGAACAAACUCAUGCAAACGCAGGGAAAGAAGGGGCUUCCCAAACUCAUCGCCAAUGACAUUGGCAUUAUCGCUCCUUACAGGAAGCAGGUGGAGAAGGUUCAGAAAGCUCUGAACACUGUGGCAGAAUUGAGCAAGUGGAAAGACAUCAAGGUGGGGUCAGUUGAAGAGUUCCAGGGUCAGGAGAGGAAAGUCAUCAUUGUGUCCACCGUCCGCAGCAGCAUCAACUAUGUCAAGAUGGACCAAGAAUUCAACAUUGGCUUCCUUUCAAAUGAGAAGAGGUUUAAUGUGGCCAUGACUAGAGCAAAAGCCCUGCUCAUUGUGGUGGGAAACCCAGUCAUACUAAGCAAGGACCCUACUUGGCAGAGGUUUAUCCGUUACUGUGAACAUGAGCAGGGCUGCACUGGUUUUGCCUGCAAAGAUGCUGAAGGGGAAGAGGAUGUGGUCAAUCGUCUGGCAACUUUAUCAAUCACUUCAGAUGAUAUGGAUGAGAGCCCUCUACAGCAGAAUGUGCACCCAGAGUCUAGAGAGCUCACCGAUAAUGACCUAAGGGAGAACAGAAGCAUUGCACCUUAUGCAGCUAUUCCCACCAGUAUGGACGUCAGUGACCAAGAUUCUGCAUCUGAAUCGGACAUUGAAACAAACCUACCUGAGCCACUUAGUUCUGUAUAUGACAAACCGUUAAGGGGCCUCCCACCACAGGUACUAAAGGAGAAGAGUCUUGAGAUAUAUCAGAGACUUAAAAAUAAGCUUACUUUAGAUCAAUGUGAAACUCUCGAGCGUACUACCAGGGAGCAAUCAAAAUGCACGGCCUGGCACACACACAGAGAAGGCAGAAUAACAAGCACAAACUUCCACCUUUGGUGCAAAGAUGCAGAGCCUAAAGACAAUGACAUUAUAAACAUCAUGCAUUACAAUAAGACAGAGGGUCCACAAGUACAGGCUGUAUUCUGGGGGAGAGAAAUGGAGGAUACAGCAAGAAAAUGCUACAUUGAACAAAUGAGUAAAGGUCAUGUGAAUUUCUCUGCUAGGCUCUCUGGUCUUGUUGUUCACCCAGACAACUUACACCUUGGUGCAUCACCUGAUGGGAUUGUGAGCUGUUCAUGUUGUGGGAAGGGAACACUGGAGAUUAAGUGCCCAUAUAGAGAGGGCCUGACCAGCUUGGAGAUUGAAGACCCACAGUUCUGCCUUGACACAACAUGGCAGCUGAAGAGGAACCACCGUUACUAUUACCAAGUCCAGCUGCAGAUUUUUGUGUGCGAUGUCCAUUACAGUGACUUUGUAGUUUGGACCAAACAGGUCAUGGUCAUCAAUCGUAUUGUGAGAGACGAAGACUUGCUGCUGAGAGCCUUGCCUAAGGCUGAACGUCUCUUCCUCGACCAUAUUCUACCAGAGCUGAUGACCCGGAGCAUGGAUCCCUGCCUUAUUGAUGAACACACAAUGUACUGUCCAGACUGCAACAGGCCAGAUUAUGUCAUGAUGAUUCGCUGUGCCAAGUGCAGAAGUCGUUUCCACUACAAGUGUGUUCAGAUCAAAAGAUGGUCACCUAAGUGGCUUUGCAAACAGUGCAAGACCUAAAAUGCAAUAACCAAAAAAAAAAAAAACAACAUGGACAAAAUAUAAAUGUUCAUGUACAUUGUUCCUUUACAAUCUGCAACUUAAUUUCUCAUUUUAUCAUCUUAUCUGUGCACAUUUGCUCUAGUGUGUGUUUCACAAGUAUUUGAUGUUGCUCCUAACAUCUAUGGAUUUUGGUCAAUAAAUUCAAAUUUUUUAAAAACAAAAUGCUUCUAGUUAAUAGAGAAUGUCCAAUAUACUUAAUAUGAACUUAGUCAAUUUUCACCCCAAAUGUUGUAUUGAUUUGAUAAAAGGGCUAGUAAAAGCUGAAAAACUGAUUUCUGUAAAUUUUUAAUGUUUCAUAAUUUUGUGACUACUCACAAAACUGCAUGUGAAGUAAUUAAAUUCAUUAUUAAAAAAUAA